CUGUUAGUAGGCGGGGCGUCGUGCAACGUUGUGGUGGAGUGGAAGGAAGCUGCGCGCUGAGUUGAAUGAUGAUCCUGGACUCACUGUGUAUUGUUGCUGAUCUGUGCCGACUCCCUGCACCCCAUUAGUGCCAGUCUGAUCCCUCCUAUCCCUCUUCCUUACUGGAAGCCUGUGUAUCCCGCCGCCAGACAAGGGCUCAUCCCCAACAGUAACUCAUUGUUUCUUCAAAGGUUUUACAACCCUAAAGCCAAUCUGAUCAACCUGACUUGCUCCACCACAACAUCGCUAAAUCUUAUGGUGAACCAAAAGAUGGUGGACAGGCUAAAGUUGGCCAAACACACGCCGAUGAUCUUGUACACAAAAACAUUUUGUACUGUUUUCUUUGUGUUUAUGGCAGCCAGCUGAUCCUGACUGAUAAAGGUUGUUUCAGGAUUUGAUCAGAUUAAUCGGGAGACCAUGGACAUUUGCGGUGAGAUGGCUAUGGAAAUGGAUCUGGCUCAUAUGCGCAAACGUCACUGUAUGGACGAGAUUGGGGAAUAUCCAACCAGUAAGCGCAUGUGCAGAGGCCUGGAGAACAUCACUAAUGGAGGUGGCAUUUUACUCAACCAGCUGAAUGAAUGUGACAUGGUGUAUUUACAAAUGCAAAUGGCAGCCAAUAAGAACUCUUUCCAGACCGUAACCCCACAGAGACCCCAGAAUACAGUGCCCCUUCAGGUUCAUGGAGGCCCCGGGCCUUGUCCAAGGUGUAUUGCUGGGGAAUCUGGCCACAUAAACCAUAUUUUGGGGCAUUAGACCGGAUACAGGGGACCGUCCAGAGGCAUUCCAUUCAGACUUUACUGUUGAGCAACAGGACUCUCUGAUUCUGAUGUCCCUUCGUGCUGCUCAUUUCAUUACAUUCAUUUGUUUGAAGAGGAACCACUCCUGUGUUAGAACUGUAUCUACAUGAUGUGUAUUCACAACCUUUGCUAUUUGCACAACUCUACCUGUGGACUCUUUUCCAGACUGGUCCCUUAACGGAGCACAGUUGCAGCUUCUACAUAUUUCAAUGGACAAAUCAUAGUUUAUUUCUUUAAUAUACAGUAGUAUAUUGUUGGCAUCAUACACUAUAUGGCCAAAAGUAUCCUCACACCCCUCCUAAUUACUGAUAUUUAAGUCGCAGCCUUCAUUGCCGAAACAGGUGCCACUAAAUGAUUCAAUGACA
Molecule: messenger RNA, 1201 nt
Organism: Xenopus laevis (African clawed frog)
Lineage: Eukaryota; Metazoa; Chordata; Amphibia; Anura; Pipidae
Gene: c7h10orf143.S
Exons: 6
Coding region: 457-792 (111 amino acids)
Source: RefSeq, a predicted model, not a curated record